Molecule: messenger RNA, 675 nt
Organism: Protopolystoma xenopodis
Lineage: Eukaryota; Metazoa; Platyhelminthes; Monogenea; Polystomatidea; Polystomatidae
Source: the annotation of a GenBank genome assembly
AUGAAUUCGAGAAGUGACUAUCCGUCCGAGGUGGAGCAGCAAGUGAACCAUAGCAUCGAGAUGCACCUAUCCGGUGAGUAUACGUACCAUAGUCUGUCUUCUUUGUGCUUGUCGGACAGCGUGGCGUCGCCGGAGUUCAGCGAAUUCUUUCGCUUCUGCGGCUGCCGCAUGCGCCGGGCAGCGGAUCUCUUGAGGGGCUACCAGACGACCCGAGGCGGCAAGUACCCUAGCAACGAGUCGUCCAGUUCCGGUCUGAAAAGUUUGGUUCAAAUCCCCAACCCUAGCCAGUAUGAGUCAAAGAGCAGCGAGUUCAUCGGCCAUCUCAUCGACUUGGCCAUUGAGAUGGAGCGACAAACGGAGCACCAGCUUCGCAGCCUGUGCCACCAGUCGUCUGUAAGUCAGGACUCGAGCACGCCCUGCUUUGUGCAGAAGCGUCUACUCAAGAGCCAGCGCUUCGCCAUCAAGUCUCUCGUCAUGCACCAGACGGGCCUGCGCCAGAGCCAGGACAUCAGUCUCUAUCGAAGCAUCGUGAUGCAUCCACUCAUCAGCAAAGUGAACAGUUGCACAAGCCAUUCGGAGUCCUCCUUCCAGACAUCCGGCCCUCGGAGGAGCCAUGAAUCGACCCUUUGCUCCUGUUUACUCUCCCAUCUCAUCGUCAGCUCCCUGAGCAACUAG